This is a messenger RNA of Sesamum indicum (sesame), 1729 nucleotides long. Its product is annotated as cytochrome P450 714C2-like. Gene Ontology annotation, molecular function: oxidoreductase activity, acting on paired donors, with incorporation or reduction of molecular oxygen; monooxygenase activity; heme binding. NCBI's taxonomy places the organism in Eukaryota, Viridiplantae, Streptophyta, Magnoliopsida, Lamiales, Pedaliaceae. The record is from RefSeq and is a predicted model, not a curated record.
CGGCCCACGAUCACAAGCACUACUAGAUCCUCAAUAGACUCAUCAGAACCUCUGCCUUCUGCAAAAUGGUUUUCUCCACAGUUGCAUGUCUUGUGCUGACGUUUUUCUUACUCCGCCUCUACUUUUCAAUGAUUGUUAAACCUGCGAGAAUCCGCAAAAUCUUGAGGGAGCAAGGGAUCGAUGGCCCCCCUCCCAAAAUCCUCCUGGGAAACAUACUGGACGUCAAGAAAUCUCGAGACGCAGCCGAGAGGGCCCCCCUCAACCACCCGCAUCCGCCGCUCAUCCACAACGCCGCCGCUGUUCUACCCUUUGCGGAGGAAUGGAGGCAGCAAUACGGUCCAUUAUAUGUGUUUUCUUUGGGGAAUGUGCAAGUAUUGUAUGUGAACAAUCCUGACUUGGCGAAAGAGAUAACGACUUGCACGUCGCUGGACUUGGGCAGGCCUUCGUAUCAGCAGAAAGUACUCGGGCCCUUACUCGGAAAGGGAAUCCUGCCGUCGAAUGGAUCCAUUUGGGCACGGCAGAGGAAGAUUAUUGCUCCUGAACUGUUUAUGGACAAAGUCAAGGGUAUGAUGAGCAUAAUUACUGAGUCGGGUCUCGAGCUAGUAGAUUCGUGGAAACACAAAGUUGAGAGUGAAAAAGGUGGAGUUGUUGAAAUCGGUGUGGAUCACUGUAUGAAGAGAUUUUCCGGGGACAUAAUAUCCAGAGCUUGUUUUGGUAGUAGCUACUCCAAAGGCCAAGAGAUUUUCUUGAAGUUCGAUGUUCUCCAAGAGAUUAUGUCCAAGAGGACAUUUACAGCUGUAGGUAUUCCAGGAUUAAGGCAUCUUCCUACAAAGAGAAACAGGCAAAUUUGGGCACUAGAGAAGGAAAUCAGUGCAUUGAUCUUGAAGAUAGUGAAGGAAAGGCGACAAGCAGGACGCGAGAAAGACUUGCUCCAAACACUUCUUGAAGGUGCAAAGAGUAGUUAUUCUACCUCGGCUGCAAUCGAUCAGUUCAUCGUUGAUAACUGCAGAAACAUAUAUUUAGCUGGAUUCGAGACUUCUGCUGUGUCGGCUUCUUGGUGUCUCAUGUUGUUGGCUUCGAACCCGGAAUGGCAAACACGCGUCAGAGAUGAGGUUGAGGAAGUUUGUCAGGGUCGAAUACCAGAUACAGACAUGCUUCGUAAGAUGAAACAGUUGCAUAUGGUGAUUCAAGAAACGAUGCGCCUUUACCCUCCGGCGCCUACCCUGGCAAGGGAGGCGUUCAAAGACGUGAAGAUAGGCAACAUUCGGGUGCCCAAGGGCGUAAACGUAUGGACUAUGGUGACAGCAUUGCACACCGACACAGCCCUUUGGGGUGCAGAUGCGCUUGAAUUUAAACCACAAAGGUUUGGAAAUGGAAUUUCUGGUGCAUGCAAGAGCCCAAACGCAUACAUGCCAUUUGGGUUCGGACAGCGGGUUUGCGUUGGACAGCACCUGGCGAUGGUUGAGCUGAAGUUGCUGAUGGCUCUUAUUCUUACCAAUUUCUCUUUCACAUUGUCUCCUAAUUAUGUUCACUCACCAGUUAUGAAGAUGAUUGUAGAGCCGAAGCAUGGAGUUCAGAUUAUUGUUAAGAAGCUGUGAUCAACAACAUUGUAACUUGUGGGUGGGGUGGAUGAAAAUGCCGUAGAAGCUCUUUUCUUUUUCUUUAUUGUUUUCUAUACGUUUUUUUAAUUAAAAUUGACACCAAAAUUAUGAAAGAAAUUCUCUUAUCA